GCCUUCCACAGUUGUGGUUAUUUCUCAUAUGAUUAUGAUUUAUGACCAACUUUUUACAAGAAAGGAGGAAAAAAAUUUUCCUUGGAAUCUCUACAGAGUACAAACGCGAGUUACAAUAAUUGAGAUGAUUUACGGCGUAAAUAGGAUCCAUCACAGUCCGGAGGACAUUCAUUUUCCAGAAUAUUCAAUUCAACGAAUCGCAGUCUGCCACGCGGAUUAUAGCUUUUUUUUCUUGGCUUCUCCUUUUCCGCCGGGAAACGCUCCCCACAUAUAUAUACAGUUGGACAGCUCCCCUCAGUUCCUGCAUCAGCAUCUUCCCCGUGAAGCCAAUCCACCUCACAGUCACAGGCGGAAACUUCACAUCCUCCCUUUUUCGGGUUUUUCCUCUCCGACGGAUCUCACUCCUCUAUCUAUCCUCUCAAAUUCGAGAGAGAGAGAGAGAGAGAGAGAGAGAGAUCCCUCCUUGACUCGAAUUCAAUUCCAAACGCGCGCCAUGGAACAGGCCAGGGAGAGUCUGGUCAGGAAAACUUACUUCGCCGACGGCGGCGGCGGAGCAGCCGCCGCCGCCCCCGCCGCCACGAAUCCCAAAUUCUCCCGGAGCAUAUCGCACGCCGCCGACGAGCUGCAGUCCUUCCGCAACUGCCUCCGGUGGAUGUGCCUGGACCAGUCCGAUUUCUGGUCCGCCUCCUUCUCCUGGUCCGUCUUCGUCCUCCUCGCGCUCGUCGUCCCGGCGGUCUCCCACUUCGUCCUCGCCUGCUCCUCCUGCGACAGCACGCACGAGCGGCCCUUCGAUCGAGUCGUCCAGAUCUCGCUCAGCGGCGUCGCCUCGCUCUCCUUCCUCUGCCUGUCGAGGUUCGGCCGCAAGUACGGCCUCCGCAGGUUCCUCUUCUUCGACCGCCUCUGCCACGACAGCGACACCGUCAGGCAAGGAUACACCAUGAAGCUCGAUAGAUCACUGAAGCUGCUGGCGAUCUUCGUCCUCCCCUGUUUCGUGGCAGAAUCGGCGUACAAGAUAUGGUGGUACGGUUCGGGCGCUUCACAGAUCCCCUUCCUAGGCGACGUCCUCCUAAGCGACACCGUCGCUUGCGCAAUGGAGCUCCUCUCGUGGCUCUACCGCACCACCAUAUUCUUCCUCGUCUGCGUCCUCUUCCACCUGAUCUGCCACCUCCAGAUCCUCCGCCUCCAGGACUUCGCCAAGUUCUUCGAGGUCGAUUCGGACAUGGGCGACGUGCUGUACGAGCAUCUCAAGAUCAGGAAGCACCUCAGGAUCAUCAGCCACCGGUACCGCUCCUUCAUGCUCUGCACCUUGAUCAUGGUCACGGGAAGCCAGUUCGCCUCCUUGCUCGCCACCACCAAGACCGGCGCCAUCGUCGAUGUCUACGGUGCUGGAGAACUUGCGGUAUGUAUGCGUCGAUUAAAUGUUAAAGUGCAGCUCUGUUCGAUGACACUUGUGGCGGGUAUACUGAUUCUGCUGCGAAGCGCGACGAAGAUCACCCACAAGGCACAGGCUGUGACGUGCUUGGCUGCUAAGUGGAAUGUUUGCGCCACGCUAGAGCGCUUCGAUGCGACGGAAGGUGAGACUCCCACUGCUGCCAUGGUGGCUGAUGGUGCUGCGGAGUCCGAAACAGAGACCGACGAGGCAGGGGACGAGGAGGACGAGCUAGAUAACUCGAAAAUCAUCCAUGCUUACGCCUACAGCACGCUCUCGUUCCAGAAGCGACAAGCAUUGGUGUCAUACUUCGAGAACAACAGAGCAGGGAUCACAGUUUAUGGGUUCACCCUCGACAGGACGACCCUGCAUUCGAUUUUUGGGUUUGAGCUCGCUCUUGUUCUCUGGUUGCUAGGGAAGACCGUCGGCAUUUCUUAAAGUGUAGAGUUUUUGUCUCUUGUAACUUGAUUAAUUAAGAUGGAUUCUAUGUAUAAUAGGAUCAAUCACCUGUCACAAAUGUCUUGCAAAAUGAUCAAAAUAUGCCAUGAAAUGUGGAUUUGUAAGUAAUUGUAAAAAAUCACAUGUAUAUUUACUAUUGUUCUCUUUAAGAACAUCGGCGAAAGGUAAAUGUUAUUAAUCCCAUUGAUGGGUACAUAAGGUCUAUUUUUCAAGUGGGAGAGAGGAAGGGAGGAAUUGAUAGAUUCGUGUUGUGUGUACAUUUUGAUGCGUGAUUCGACGGUGUGUAAAGAAACAUAAUGCAUUUGUCAAAGGAAAAAAAAAAGACAAGGGACAAGCAGGAAUCACAAUCACGAACAAAAGGACUAGGUGAGGGUGCACACAUGAUAUCAACAAGAGCCGUUGCGAC
This is a messenger RNA of Linum tenue, 2294 nucleotides long. Lineage: Eukaryota; Viridiplantae; Streptophyta; Magnoliopsida; Malpighiales; Linaceae. The record is from the annotation of a GenBank genome assembly.